Rotaria sordida is the source of this 234-nucleotide messenger RNA. The record is from the annotation of a GenBank genome assembly. Lineage: Eukaryota; Metazoa; Rotifera; Eurotatoria; Philodinida; Philodinidae.
AUGACCAAAACUGAUUGGGACUGUGCUAACAGCUUUUCUAGUUUCCCAUUGGACCUUGAUGCUCAUUCUGAUGAAUGGCAACGUAUCGAUAAUAUUGGCACAUUUGGUGCUGGUGAAAAUCCAAUUGAUGUGACUGAUGAUUUAAUUAGCGAUGAGAAUGAAAAUAUAAAUCUUCAUGAUAUCACUGAUGAUGAAUCUGAAAAUGAUUCUGAUGGUGAUAUCCACUUCUCAUAA